Molecule: messenger RNA, 1983 nt
Organism: Oncorhynchus keta (chum salmon)
Lineage: Eukaryota; Metazoa; Chordata; Actinopteri; Salmoniformes; Salmonidae
Product: involucrin-like
Exons: 3
Coding region: 1-912 (303 amino acids)
Source: RefSeq, a predicted model, not a curated record
AUGCGCUAUUAUAGUUCUGGCAAAACGGGGAGAUAUAUUAUAUUUCUAUGUUUGUGCGUGGUGGAGUUGUUUCUGUAUUUUUCACGUGAUCUCUGCCUUCCCAUAGCUAGGUGGACCAGUCAUAGUCAGGACAUUAAUCUGCAGAUAGCUAGGUGGACCAGUCAUAGUCAGUACAUUCAUCUUCAGAUAGCUAGGUGGACCAGUCAUAGUCAGGACAUUCAUCUUCAGACAGCUAGGUGGACCAGUCAUAGUCAGGACAUUCAUCUUCAGACAGCUAGGUGGACCAGUCAUAGUCAGGACAUUAAUCUUCAGACAGCUAGGUGGACCAGUCAUAGUCAGGACAUUCAUCUUCAGACAGCUAGGUGGACCAGUCAUAGUCAGGACAUUAAUCUUCAGACAGCUAGGUGGACCAGUCAUAGUCAGGACAUUCAUCUUCAGACAGCUAGGUGGACCAGUCAUAGUCAGGACAUUAAUCUUCAGAUAGCUAGGUGGACCAGUCAUAGUCAGGACAUUCAUCUUCAGACAGCUAGGUGGACCAGUCAUAGUCAGGACAUUCAUCUUCAGACAGCUAGGUGGACCAGUCAUAGUCAGGACAUUCAUCUUCAGACAGCUAGGUGGACCAGUCAUAGUCAGUACAUUCAUCUUCAGAUAGCUAGGUGGACCAGUCAUAGUCAGGACAUUCAUCUUCAGACAGCUAGGUGGACCAGUCAUAGUCAGGACAUUCAUCUUCAGAUAGCUAGGUGGACCAGUCAUAGUCAGGACAUUAAUCUUCAGAUAGCUAGGUGGACCAGUCAUAGUCAGGACAUUAAUCUUCAGAUAGCUAGGUGGACCAGUCAUAGUCAGGACAUUCAUCUUCAGAUAGCUAGGUGGACCAGUCAUAGUCAGGACAUUAAUCUUCAGACAGCUAGGUGAGAUGACCACAUAUCUCAGUCCAUAGUAAGCACAUUUUCCCCUCUACCAGUGGAUUCUGAACCUCGUGACUCACUUCCAUGUAUUUUAACUAUUCCAGAGUCUGUCUCGGAACUCUUGUUAUCCAAUUACCAAGCCCUGAUUCUGGUGAGCAAGUUCAGGGCUACAACAAAAUGUGGAGAAGUCGGGGUCCCCGAAGGAGAGAAACCACUGCUCUAGUCUAACUGGAUUCCCAGUCCGGAUCUGUGAAUCCACACCACAUCUUGGCUCUGUCUGAAAAUGUUAAUUGCUGUGAAAUGUUUCCUUCCUCAAUUCCUUUCUAAGCUCAUUUGACGAGGAGGUCCGAGGGAGGGACAUUGGAUCCUCUCCUCCAAUGGGCUUUGAGAGGAAUUUUUAGGAAAUGUUGUCAACCAAUCCACUUACCCUCUUUUCCCACAGCUCACAUCUACAGUCCUUGCUGUAUGUCUUAACAAAAUCUACACGCUCAGAAUGGAAGUCUGUCUCUCAUUGUGCUGGAUAGAAAACACAGAUGUGUUACAGUGAGAAAGAAGCGCAUGAUGCCCAUACGAGGGUAAAUGACCAUGUUGAGUCCUGUCUGAGAAGGUUGUAAAGUCCUGGUUCUCUAGUGGUUGUCGGUUUUGUGGUUCCGUGAGUGCUGCAAGGCAGGCCCGAUGUUGCUUGUUCCCAUGGUUACUGUACUGCACGGUAUAGCACAGAUGAGACACACACACACUAGUAAGUAUCCCUUUCACAGUGUUUAAUGAGUAGUCAGCACUCCUCCUUGACUCUGUGUCCCUGGCCUAUACAGCAGGCCCUCCCUAUCUGGCAAACAUGGUAAUUAUGAAGUUAAAAAAAAUGUUGAAAUGACCAAAGAGCUACUUAUUUUGGUGGGGAGGGAGGGAUAGAUGGAGGACAGAUUAAGAGAGGUGGUGCUCUGUAAAGAGAACUCUAUUUCAGUAAUGUGUUCUGACUGGGGCUUUCAGCUGGACGGGGGCUUUCAGCUGGACGGGGGCUUUCAGCUGGACGGGGGCUUUCAGCUGACCCGGGGCUUUCAGCUGACCUGGGGCUUUCAGC